Molecule: messenger RNA, 1596 nt
Organism: Danio rerio (zebrafish)
Lineage: Eukaryota; Metazoa; Chordata; Actinopteri; Cypriniformes; Danionidae
Source: RefSeq, a predicted model, not a curated record
UUUUUUUUUUUUUUUUUAUGAAACAGACUCACUCAUAGUUGAACAGAAUCCACAACUGUGAUGACGAUUUAAGGGCUUUCCGAUGAUGGACUAUAUGUAAUAGCUCUUUUCAGAGGACCUACUGUUAUAGCGGAGUUGACAAUAGUGAGUGCCAGAGAUUAAAUUGUUGGCUGACAGACCCUCUCUGCUUCGGUAAGCUUUCCUUGGUUUAGAUUAGAGGUUUCAGGACCUGGGUCUGGAGAGGUCGAGGAAACCAGCUAACGGAGGAGUUUUUUCUGGUUGUAAAUCUCUUUGCUACAGGCUUCCAUCUGUGCUGAACAUUGAAAGGAAAACUGGAUUACGUUUUCCAGACCAAAUGUAUUGUCAUUGGCUGAUAACUGCAUUCUCAGAGGUUCCAUCCUCUGAUAGUAGGUGGUUGAACAGCUGAAAACCACUUUGAAAUAUUCGGUAAAAUGCUUGAUAAAUUGAGUUACCGGUCCUCUUUGAGCCCAUAAGGUUUCUGCCUAUUGCAGUGCCUUUCCUGUAAGCAGAUAGAUUAUAAAUGUGAUCUUGGAAGCAUCAGUCAUAAACAAUAAAAGUUGCAUUUCAAAAACAAGUGAACACUGAAGUAUAAACCGAUUGCACUCCUCCACCAGGCCUGAGUGGGGCCCGGGUGAGCCAUGGGACUGGCACUGACCUGUGUCGAAGAAGACAUGGGAAAUACGGAAGUGCUGGUUGCUGGUGGUGGGUAUAAGUAAACAGUUUAUUGCAGAAUAAAUGCAAACAGGAUUUAAGUCAAGUAGGUAGUUUGUUCUCUUGCAGAGGGUGAUCAAUGGAAACAUGAUGGAAUAGACAGGAGACUGAUGGCAUUGAUGGACACAAAUGAAAUCAGGAGACACACAACCAGGAAGGAAACUCACUAUGAAGAGACACAACAACACUGUGUACACUUGGAGCAGACACGGUCUUUUUGGGAUGGUUGCACAUAUGAUGUUCACCACAGCUUUCCAGCUGGCAGUCCAGCUUGGUCCAGAAGACUGGAGACCAAAGACAUGGGACUACAGCUGGUCUUAUCUUCUGGCGUGGUGUUCGUUCGGCACCUGUAUGAGCUCUGCGGUCACAGCUCUAAACCAUUACACCAAAACCAUCAUUGAGUUCAAGUUCAGGCGGAGGACCAUUGAGAAGAAACUGCGCAUCAAGCAGAGGAUUCUGGAGCUUGACCUGCCAGAAGACUUAUGGUACAUAACAUUAUUACAAGACCAAGCAGACCAACACACUACUCUGUAUGUAAAUGGCCCUGGAUCAUCCUGCAUCAACCCCAGUAUACUGGACAACUGGGACAGAGAAUACUGCUAAAAAUCCACUGAUCCACUUCUGCACAUGAUUUUGUGCUGAAAAUUUUAUUUUAUUGGGCUAUAUUCAAGAGAGCAAUAUAUUGACUAAGUUCUGCUUUUGUUCUAAUACGAUUAAUUUAUUAAUUUAAUUGAGGUUUAAAAAUAAUUAUAAGUUAAAGGAAGAGUUCAUUCAAAACUAAAAAUUCUUUCUUCAUCUACUAUUGCUUAACUUCUCACAAACCUUUUGUUCUGAUGAACAAAAAAGAUGUGUAAACCUGUAACC